AUGUCUGGACGAAUGACGCCUGAGACGGAUAUCGCAAAGACACCGACCGGCUACGACUCGUCCUCGCUCGACGAGAAGGCAAGGUCUGGCGGACUGGCCAUCGACAGCAUCUCCGACGACAUGUCUGUCAUCAAGGAUCACGACGCCCAUGGCGCAAAGGCCAAAACCAAUGCAACGACAAUGAAGACGACGACGGCGAUGCCAAAGUCUGACUCGACAACCCACGGCGUGGGUGGCAUCGACAUACUCGGAGCUGGCGACGACUCGCCGCUCAAUGCCUACCUCAUGUUCUGCACCCUCGCCGUCGGCUUCGGCGGCCUCAACUGGGGCUUUGAAAAUGCACUCGUGGGGCCCAUCUCGGCCAUGACGGCGUUCGUGCGCGACUUCCAGGGUCUCAACGAAAAGACCAACUCCUACGUCCUCACCGCCACCCACCAAUCGAUUCUAUUUUCGGUACCCCUGACGGGCACCGUCGUCGGCGCGCUUGGCUCCUCGCCAUUCCAGACGAAGUGGGGCCGCAAGUACGCCCUCCUCAGCGCCUAUGCGACGUCGAUCGGGGCCGUCUUCCUCCAGUUGUUUGCACCCAACUUUGCCGCUUACAUCGUCGGCCGAUGGUGGAACGCCGUCUCGUACGGUGCCGCACUCGCCAUCGCGCCCAACUACCUCGCCGACCUGGUGCCGGCUUCGAUGCGCGGCCGCUUCGUCUCGGCCGCCAACAUUGCCACCAUCGCCGCCAGUGUCAUCGCCACGGCGGCAUGCUAUGCCUCGACGCAGACGCACCCCGACGACAAGCUCGCCUACCGCAUCCCGCUCGCCGUGCAGGCCGCUCUGCCCUUCGCUCUCAUCCUACCCACCAUCUUCUGCGUCGAGUCGCCCUCCUGGCUGCUCUCCAAGGGCCGCGUCGAUGAGGCUAGGAGGACACUGCGCAAGAUCCGCGGUUUCAGCGACCAGGACGUCGAGAAGGAGCUGUCCGUCCUGCUCGUCGUCGAAGAGGAGCGCAAGGCAGCCACCAACAAGCCCAAUCCGUUUGACAUUUACAACCGCCAGAACAUCCUCCGCACCCUCGUCGGUGGCUCCAUCUUCUCCCCCAACCAGUGCUCGGGCAUCAUCCUCUCGACGACGUAUGCCACCGUGUUCCUCGUCCAGCUCGGCGUAGGAAAUGCAUUCAUGCUCUCGCUCAUCGGCAACAUCUGCCAAUUUGUCGGUACGCUCCUCGCCCCCUUUGUCCUCGACAACUUUGGUCGUCGGCCCGUUGCCCUCAUCGGCUUCACCAUCCUGUUCCUCAUCGACGUGUCCGCGGGCACCCUGGCCUUUUUCGCAAAGGACAGCUACGCGUGCGGCGUCGCCAUUGCCGCCCUCUCGUUCCUCUUCAACAUCUGCUGGACCCUGUCCUUCUACUCGAUUUCGCUCCUCAUGCCCGCCGAGAUCCCCACGGAACGGCUUCGCAAUCCGACAAUGACGCAUGCCGUUGGCUUUGGCCAGGUUACCGCCAUCAUUACGACGCUCUGCGUUCCCAUGAUCACGGCCGACGACGCCGCGGGCCUUGGCGCCAAGGCCUACCUCAUCUUUGCUGGCUGCAUGCUUGGCAUCCUCGUCGGUGCUGCGCUGCUGCUGCCAGAGACAAAGGGCAGGACCACGCUCGAGAUUGACGAGCUGUACCAGCGCAAGGUGCCUGCUUGGCGCUGGAAGGGCUUCGAGACGUCGGUCGAAGUGCGCGAAAAGGAGGGCAUGCCGCCCUCGUCGAUGUAG
Molecule: messenger RNA, 1749 nt
Organism: Acaromyces ingoldii
Lineage: Eukaryota; Fungi; Basidiomycota; Exobasidiomycetes; Exobasidiales; Cryptobasidiaceae
Exons: 2
Coding region: 1-1749 (582 amino acids)
Biological process (GO): carbohydrate transport; transmembrane transport
Cellular component (GO): membrane
Molecular function (GO): carbohydrate:proton symporter activity
Source: RefSeq, a predicted model, not a curated record